CUGCGUCACCCUCAGCGGCAGGUGCAACCCCGGCCGCCCCCAGCCCCUUGAAGAGCGCUCCCUGUUCCCUAGGGCCCAGGGCCUCAGCGAGGGCGCGCCGCUCCGCACCCCGCAGCUCCGGCUUCUUGUGCGCGGGGCUCGGCCAGCGCCAAGGCUGCUGCUGCCCCCGGGCGCCCCGUGCCCGCACCUGGAGGGGCAGGGAGCGCCUGACUGCGGGCAAGAGUGACCAGACCCUGCGAGGGGAGGGCGGCGAGGUGCCCGGAGGGUUCUGGAAGCGCACUGCCCCCCCGCCCCGCCACCCAGGUUUCCCGAUUGUUAAUUUGGCGAACUUUUCCGGAAGGCGGCAGCGUUUUCCUGGUUCUGGGCGACUUCCACCCGGCAGGUGCUGCCCGCUCCGGCACCCACCCCGAGUCGGGCCGCGCGGCCGCCGCUCCCGCCCCGCGCUCCCGCCCCCGGCGGCGUCUUCCCGGGGCGGGCGCCGCGGCGGGCUCAGGACUCGGCGGGGCGCGCCGCGGGCGGACUCGGCUCGGCUCGCUGCGCGCCAUGGCCCCGGACCUGCGUGGCCUCCCGCAGCGCGGCCUCUGGCUGCUUUUAGCCCAUCACCUGUUCGUGGUCACCGCCUGCCAGGACACAGACUACGGCGCCCUCUUGCAGGAGCACUGCCUCGCCCCGUUCAAGGUGGACAUGGAGGCCGUCGGCAAGACCAUGUGGUGCGACUGGGGGAAGACCAUCGAGAGCUACGGGGCGCUCACGCACUGCACGCAGCAGGUGGCGGCCCAGCUCGGCUGCUUCUGGCCCAACGCGGAGGUGGACAAGUUCUUCGUGGCCGUCCACCAGCACUACUUCCGGAGCUGCCCGGUCUCGGGCAGGGCCGUGCACGACCCGCCCAGCAGUGUCCUCUGCCCCUUCAUCGUGGUGCCCAUCGUGGUGACCCUGCUGGUGACGGCGCUGGUGGUCUGGCGGAGCAAGCGCACGGAGGGCAUCGUGUAGGCGGCCGCAGCCGCUUCCCGGGGCAGAGCUGACCCCCACCCCGCGCCCCUGCCUCCUGCUGAGAACUAACAGGGCUUGGGGGCAGUGGUGGCUCCGCGCCCCGCGGCGGGGGAGGGGGCAGUGUCCGGCUCCACGCCGCAGCCUGCUGGUAGACCACCCCCUGUUCUGCCUGCAGACAGCUCCGUGGGACGGACGGACACGCAGCCGUGCUGGGGGCGAGCAGUGGUGAUUAAAAAGGUGUUCCUGAG
Messenger RNA from Oryctolagus cuniculus (rabbit), 1238 nucleotides. RefSeq names its product receptor activity modifying protein 1 (gene RAMP1). The record is from RefSeq and is a predicted model, not a curated record. Gene Ontology annotation, molecular function: coreceptor activity. Gene Ontology annotation, biological process: protein localization to plasma membrane; G protein-coupled receptor signaling pathway; regulation of G protein-coupled receptor signaling pathway. Lineage: Eukaryota; Metazoa; Chordata; Mammalia; Lagomorpha; Leporidae. Gene Ontology annotation, cellular component: signaling receptor complex; membrane; cell surface.